Molecule: messenger RNA, 1668 nt
Organism: Galendromus occidentalis (western predatory mite)
Lineage: Eukaryota; Metazoa; Arthropoda; Arachnida; Mesostigmata; Phytoseiidae
Exons: 8
Coding region: 1-1668 (555 amino acids)
Source: RefSeq, a predicted model, not a curated record
AUGAGUCAACCCGUUUUCCAAACUCUCCUGAGAUUCCUCCUGUUGCCUGGAAAGGCAGAAGGUGCUGGCCACGGGAAAGGAGAUAGAACGAGCAAGAAACCAGGACAAAACGGUGCUUCAGCAGCCGGAGGACAGAAGCCUGCCACCAGUUCUACUGCGGUUGGAAUGACAGGGCAGUUGAAUCCAUCGCAACAACAUCAGCAGAAUCCGCAGCAACAGCAUCCGCCGCACCCGUCGCAGCAGCAACAGCAGCACUUCGCGCAAGCUGCGAGUGAUGCAUCGAUAGCGCAAGCUCCUCAACACGACGUAGGCACGACAGGCGGGAAGCUGCCGGCUCUAGAUACGACGGAUUCUGCUCUGCUGUCGAAGGAUGUUGCCCAUGCGGAUCUCUUGAACGGUUUGAGUCCGUUAGGAGCAGGUCUCCCACCUAUCGGGGGUGCUUCCCUAGGCUUAAAUAAUGUCGCCACAUCUGCCGCCGCCUCCAAUCCGCACCACGCUCCUUUGAUGGCGGCAGCCCCCAUACUCGGUGGGGUCUUGGACUCGAUGCGGAGCACCAACAUGCAGCUGCCGGGUCACGUUCAACACCAGCUGGGCUCUGUAACGGGAGGCGGAGGCGGCAAAUUCCCUCCUUCAUCCCAUGCCGGCGGGAGUCUAGGGAUGCCGACAUCGACGACGCCUCAGAUGCAAUCGUCAAGUGACGUUGCUCAGACCGGGGCUCAAUUGCAAGCUCAACAACGAAUUCCGAUGGGGAGCAUGGGUCCAAACCUAUCAGCUCACCAACUCGGACUCGAUAUGAGUGCCUUCAUGGGUCUUGACCCUUUGGCGUUCGGCAAGGAUCCGUUUGGACAGAAAAACCUCAUGGAACAGUUGGGCCAAUUUAAAAGCGGCGAUCUGGCCGCGCUGGGAUUGCCGAGUCAUCACCAAAUGCUUCAUCCUGACUCUGGAACGACCACGAGCGACUUCGGCUCAAGCUUGGCACUUGGCUCGCAACAGUCGCAGAUGCAUCAACAGCACGCAGUCGCUCCGGGGGCAUCGACUGGGAUGGGUGGACCUCCGAGCGCUCUUGCUAUGCAAAAUCAGCUGCAGAGCGAAAGUAGCAAAUUGAGGAACUAUGGUUCGUGGUCUAGUCUGGUGACCGGCAAUUCGAACAGCGGUAACAACCCGCAGAGCCAGACAAAUCUCAACCCGCACGCCAUGAGUAAUUCAUUCCAGCAAUUCAAGAAACAGGCAAAGGAAAAAGCCGAUAAGCAACGUAUGUUAGACGAAGCCAAGGAACGCAAAGAGCAGGCGGAGCGCAACAAGCAGAUGGCGAGUGGAGGUGUGGCCAUGUCCGGCGGUGGCGGGGUCAUGGCAUCUGGAGCCAUGAACCCACUCAAUCCCCAAUUGGCCACUCUCAAUAAAGAUCAUCUGCAAGCCGGUUUCCUUAAUUCGCACAGCCCGCAUUCGAUGCACUCGUUCCACGGUCCAUCCUCGGACAAUUCAGGCGGCUCAGGAAGUAACAGUCCAGCUCACAUGAGAACUCCUAAUGCCGGGGUGCAGAGCGAGGCUGAUCGUGAGAAACAGCGGCGCCGAGAACAGGAGAGGCGAAGACGCGAAGUCAAAUCAGGCCAGAUCGACAUGAACGAGCAAAAUAACAUAAUGACGACAUUCGAAGAAAUGAUCGACUGA